Molecule: messenger RNA, 4659 nt
Organism: Colossoma macropomum (tambaqui)
Lineage: Eukaryota; Metazoa; Chordata; Actinopteri; Characiformes; Serrasalmidae
Product: death-associated protein kinase 2
Exons: 12
Coding region: 286-1371 (361 amino acids)
Biological process (GO): intracellular signal transduction; positive regulation of apoptotic process; protein phosphorylation
Cellular component (GO): nucleus; cytoplasm
Molecular function (GO): protein serine/threonine kinase activity; ATP binding
Source: RefSeq, a predicted model, not a curated record
GUAUGUAUGUGUUACAGGACAUCAAUGAGCUCCUCCCGUCAUGCUCAUGAGGGGGGGGGGUGUCUAAAAUCGCCUUUCCUGAUUCGAACGAACGCAGGUCGGACCUGAAGUGAGCUUUACAUUCACACCAACAUUCAGAAACGCGUUUAGCCGUUCAGACAGGCUGCAUGAGGGCAGAGGACACUGCCAGCCUCCCUUCACAGAUCUGGACUGAACAAUGCUGUGGCCUACGCUGUGAUCACUGAAGUCUGAGGAAAAAAGGCGGGGGAGAAAGGCAGAGGCAGGAUGGCUGUUUUUAAGGUGGAUAAUGUUGAGGAUCUUUAUGAAAUCGGAGAGGUACUGGGCAGUGGUCAUUUCGGGCAGGUGCGAGAGGUGCGUGAGCGGGCUACGGGCAUCCUGUGGGCUGGAAAGUUUCUAAAGCUGAAACGAGGUGUGGGAAGCCGUCUCGGCCUGGAGAGGAAGAGCGUGGAGAAAGAGGUGGAGAUCCUGCAGAGCCUACAGCACCAAAACAUCAUGGCCCUCAAAGAUGUUUUCGAGAGCAGGGCUGAGGUGGUCCUAAUCAUAGAGCUCAUUAAAGGUGGUGAACUCUUUGACUUCAUUGCUGAGAAGGAGAGCCUGACUGAGACGGAGGCCAUUGAGUUCCUGAUGCAGAUUCUAGAGGGAGUGAGCUACAUGCACAGCAAACACAUCGGCCACUUUGACUUAAAGCCUGAAAAUAUAAUGUUGUCGGAUAAGCGAGCCCCCAAUCCAGACAUCAAGAUUAUCGAUUUUGGCAUGGCCCACUGCUUCAUACAAGGAGAGGAGUACAAAAGCAUGGGUGGCACCCCUCAGUACAUUGCCCCUGAGAUCAUCAACUUUGAACCCCUAAGCACAGCAGCAGAUAUGUGGAGCAUUGGCGUCAUCACCUACAUUCUGCUGAGCGGCCUGUCCCCGUUUCAAGGAGAGACCGAUGAGGAGACACUGAAGAACAUCGUGGCAAUGAACUACGAGUUUGAACCACACUAUUUCAGCCGCACCAGCUCUAUGGCCAAAGAUUUUAUCCAGAAACUGCUGGUAAAAGAUCAGAGGGAGAGGAUGUCAGCGGAGGAGUGUUUGAUUCACCCUUGGAUCAAGCCUCUCACAAGGACGCAGAUGGCCAAGAGGAAUCGCUCUUCCAUCAACAUGAAGAACUUUAAGAAGUUUAACGCUAAGAGGAAGUGGAAGAUGUCCUAUAACAUGGUGUCUGCCUGUAACAGGUUUUGUAAGCUCAAGUUGGUGUGUAAAACUAGUGCUUUGGAACAACAAGAACUGAGAGAGUGUGAGAGUGACCAGGAGGACACUGAAACGAAAACUGCCUCCCUUCUGCGUCGCCGACUCAGCAGCAGUUCCUAAAGUGCUCAGCUACAGAGGGAUUCAGCGUUAAGCCCCUCCUGCAAUCCUCCAUGCGACCUUUAGGGGGAGGAAGAGGCUGAUUUUAUAUGACCUAUAGGGGGAGACAGAGGUCACAUCACUGUUUUCCAGACCAAACAGAAUCCCCAUCGCUAGGCCUCGAGCCUCACUGCGCGUCAUUUCCUGAACACCAACUGUGUUCCCAGUUGCAGCAGGAGACAUCACUUCAGAGAAAUGUGACUGAGCCAAGACACAGUCACGGUACUCUCCAAACUAAUAUGCAAGUUUAUUCACAGACCGCUACCUCUGAGAUGCUAAACGGUGACGCUUUAGCUUGAAGUGCCAUGGUCAGUUAGGAUGGAAGGCUUUUGAGGAUGUACCUAUCAACACAGUUUGACAUUCUUCUCAUUCUCCUCCUCCAGAACUUGUCAACACCAGAAAACCUAGAUUGGAUAAAACAACCAGAAAGUAUGUACGCUGUUUCAAGCUCCAAGAAGAUAUUUUAAGGGAUUUUAGGAGCUUGUCCUGAUUUAUAGGGAAGGUUCUUGGAGAGCUCUUGAGGAAUUGCGAGGUUCCUAGGCUGCGUGCCUUACUUGUCAUAACAAAUGACCAAACAUUCUUGACCUUUGAACCCUGCACUGAUAUCAUAAUUACCCACCCCACGAGACUGCCUUUAGUACCCUACCUAAUGUCAUAGACGCACACACAUCUAAAGGGGUGGGCUUUUGGCCAAAGGCAAAUUUUUGUAGAAUUUGGCUCAAAGCCAAGUUGUAGCUGUGAGAACAUGUUGAGGAGGAAUGCUAUGCGUGUUUAAGGAUUCUUCUAGGCUUUUAUGGUGGUCAUUGUGAAAGUGUGGAAGGAUUGAGGUAAUAAAUCGGGUACCUUGAUCACCACCUUAGAUUCUGUCAAGUUCCCCUGAGCUUGAGUCACUUUUGACUAUUGUACUUAUUCUUUCAGGAAGAACUGAAAAAGAGAUGUUUCAGAACUUCAUGUUUUACAUUGUAAUAUUUUAUUUAGUCUAAAGUACUAUCCAGACGGGGUUAGUUUUAUAUGGGGAGGUAAUGUAAUUAUUACCUGACUAUCCCUGUGAUUUUAGUCUUGUCUGAGUCUGUGAUGUCAUUAGAUUCUUUUGCGUAUGUAAAGAUUAUGGUGGCUUUUCUGUGCUAUAAAGUGAACUGUAAAAAUAAACACAGGAUAUAUCAGUUAUAAACAUUCCAUCGUAACCUGUGGGAAAGGAGUUUUUUCUCAAGUAUGAAGACAUGUGAGGAAGCAUUCACUUGUAUUCACAAAUCAAAGUACUGGCUUACCCAAGUGGAUGACUACACACAUUAAAUCCUGUAAAGCAACAGCACAGAUAACCCCUGUGGUCUGAUUUAAUGUGCCUGUUUUGAGAGUUGGCUAGCUAAUGUUGAUGCUUGACUGCUUUUUGCUUCUGAUGUGCACAAAUUGAGUAGACGCUUAGAUCUCUGUAAUUUAUGUACAGAUCAUUUAACCCUUGCCAGUCAUAUCAUCAUAAACAUUACACGUCCUGUGCACUGUAAAAAAUGCCAAAUCAGCUCAACUUAAAAUGAUAAGAUAACGGAUUACAUUGCUUUUCUUGAGGUAAAUCAACUUAAGGAUACUAGAGUUCACCCAACUCAAACUUCUUAGUUUAUUCAAAAGUUCCCCUAACUUUAUUUCUAGUUUCUCAAUUAAGUAAACAAUAUAAAAAUUGUUUUUACUCAGUUACCCCACUCUCUGGGACUCUUUCUGUCACAAUAUCCCAAAAGGCAUCAUGUUGAGAUCGCUGGGGUACAGACUCAUAGUCUCCUGAUGUCGGGGUGUCUUCUUAGCCCAUUGCACCACAUGUUACUACAUUAGAGGAGAGCAGGGCACAACCUAACUCAUUUUGGUUUUUGCAAAGUAAUUUUUAAAAUAUUUGGAAUAAUCAUAUUUUUAUACAAGCAACAGAGACAUCUCUGCUACAGACGAACACUAGAACUUUGUUUCUAGCCCCUACGGUUCAUAUACAAUUCCACCAAAAAUAACGGGUAUUGCAAUGUUACGAUUUACCCUUGGGUGGGGUUAACCAUAACAGACAGAUGGUUAGUUGUAACACUUGCUAGAAAAGUCUAAAGAAUUAGUGCAAACAAAGUUAAUUCAAUAUAAUUCUAUGUGUAAGAAAUAUAUUUUCCAAUUAUAUUGUAUAUUCCAUAUUAUCUGUUUAUAAGAUACAGACAGACAGACAGCACAAUUGAAAGAUACACAUACAAACAGACAACAAAUUAUAUAUGAAAACUGACACAAGACUGUGUGUCAAACAGCGACAAAAUUUAUUUUUUGUCCAGUGUAGGAUGGCAAAUAAAAAACAUCAUACAUCAUUAAAAUAUGGAAGAUUGUUUCUGAAUAAGUUCAGCUUUACCAACUGUUUCUGUCAAUUUCAUUAAUAUACCUAUCGAAAACCAAAAUACAAACACCUGAGAGAUACUAAUAGUAUAACGUAUAAGAAAAUCCCUGUUUUAAGAUGCACUCAUUUCAUUUUAAACAAAACAACAAAAAGGGAAAAAAAAAAUAUUUGUUUGUUUACUAAAGGUGGCUUAGUUGUAGCACUAUGUUACAACUAACCCCGCAGUACAGAGGCUGUAAUUAAGCCUAGCUAGCACUUGCUGUGAGCUUGUCACAUGCUGCACUUUGUAGGCAACAAGAUAGUGAUUACAGUAAUAUAACAUUAGAUUUUUUGAUUUUCACACACAGCUCAGUAACCAAAAAAAGCUUGUGUUGAACUAAAAUUACUUACAUGCCCUGAAAACACUCUUUGACACAGAUCUCUUUAAAACACUGACGAAUUGCUCUGAAUUUUCACAGAAGACUGUGGCGAGGAAAUGUGGUAAUGUGGCCAGAAGCACAUGCUGUUUGAACAUGUACAACAACAUUAAAACCCUGUGUUAAAUUGAGCCCUGGGUUAGGUUGUUCCCCACCUACUGUUGCUCACCUACUGUACAAAGUUGAAAUGACUAAUAUUUUACAGCAUCUUUAACAUCUAAGGAAAAUGAAGUCAGAAAUCUGACUAAUGUCAGGAGCUUGACAAAGUGGUGCAAUGGCCUAAAUGUUCACCCCACCAGGAGAUUGUGAGUUUGAACCCCAGUGAUCCUAUAACCAUCCAUAACUUGAAGCCCAAGAGGAGAAAAUGUUUGGUGGGAUUGUCUGAGUCCCAGCUAGUGGGAAAUUUAAGUAAACAUCCAUUUUGUAUUGUUUACCUAACUGAGAAUUAGAAGGACUUUUGGCUAAACGGAGACAUUUGAAUUUGGUGAA